AUGGGCCCAGAGGAUGUCGAUCUCGAGAUGGAGGUCACGAGGCCUGGAGGCUCUAUAACGGUUGCGGAGCUGCGUGCCGAGAUCUCGGAGGAACGCGACUUGCCGCCCUCUUCGUUUCGACUGGUGCUCAUGGAGUAUCCCGGCCCUACGCGCAGGGUGCUGCAGGAUGGGACCGAAGUCCUUGACACUGCGCUCUUCGAGCAUGCAGACCUGAUAGUGGAGCAACCGGUCGACAUCGAUGUCGUGGACCCCAAGGGUCAGCGAUUCGAAGUUAAGGCGGAUCGCUCCUGGAGCACAGCACGGCUUCAAAAGGCGAUUGCGGACUGCAUGCGCUGCAAGAUGGAUGACAAAGAGCUCCGACUGGGCUCCACGAUAAUCCGGGCUUCGGAGGAUCCUCUGAGUGGGCUGGUGACUCCCAGCACUCGUCGUGCAGAGGUGACCGUGUCCUACCCCGUGAAGGUAAUCAUCUCAGACGAUUCGGGGAGGCAGUGGGUGAUUCCUGCAGAUCGCUCCUGGACAAUGCGGGAGGUGAGGAUGCAUCUCACCGAGCAGUCGGGCUACGCGCUGGAGGAGCAGACGCUGCAGCUACCAGCCCUGGGUCCCGAUGGCACCCUCCCAGUCCUCGAUGACCUGGAGGCGGAGCUGAGCUCUGUGGUCCCGGAGGGGCCACAGGUCCACCUACAUCUUCUCAUCGACUUCGGCAAGUUCAUGGACCGUGAAAUUCGUGAAGCACAACAGAGGCCUAUGAGUGAGGAAAGUGAGGAGGAAUUUGCAGAGGCUGAGGAGGCGCCGGCGUUGCGUCUGCCGUUCCCAUGGGAGUCGCCCAAGAAGCCGGGAAAGCGCAAGGCGAAGAUACCGAACGAGGAGAUUUGGAAAUAUCCUCCGCACUCCCUGGAUUUCACGGGACUGUUGGAUCGACAUCCAAGGCAAGUGGAAUUCUCAGCCUUGCUGGCCGAUCCACCCUGGAAGCCAGGGGAGCCGUUGUCCGAGCCGUCGCCAGAAGACGACGUGUUGGCAAAGUCCAGGGGUCCCACCAGGAGGUGGGGCGUCUGGGAGGAGGAGGCAGAAGAGGAGGCGGAAGAGGAGGCAGACGAGGAGGUAGAAGAGGAGGAGGGGGAGGAGUCAGAAGAAGCAGAGGAGGGGGAGGAGGAAGAGGCUAUCGGCUCCGAUGGUAUCUCUGAUGACUUGGGCAGCGAGGAGGGCCUUGCCAGGAAAUCGAGCGAGGCGAUGGCACAGGACGCAUGGACCGGUGGUCCGGAGUCCCGCAGGGAGCGCACCAGGGAUCCGCUCGAAGGGAGAGACGAAGCUCGAGAUCAGUUGUUGGCCUUGCCGGGAGAAGGCUCAUCAAGGCGGCGGAGGGGCCUGCAAGCCGAGGAGCAGAACGAGGUCGGUUCCACGCCAUCAAACGACCAACGUAUCUCUUCGCAGAGCUCUGGUAGGCUGGCAUCCGAUGCGAGCUUGGGAAACACGGGACACAUCUCCCGCUCGCUGGUGCAGUGGGGCGGCUUUCAACGUCUCCGCGAUUCUGUGGUCCCGGGACCCGGAACCCUUAUCUUCGUGAACCCCAAGGAUCACCCGAGCGGCAAUGCCACCAAGCGCGCCUUGAGGCGCCAGAGACUGCAGGACUCCCACACAGAACAUGCGGACGCAUGGUCGCAUGCGGCGAGCAGCAACCGAAUUCAAGCAGAUCUUCGCCAGGAGGUGCUCCAGGAGAUCCGGAAGGCGACAUCCGAAGUCGAGGAAUCCGUCCAUUUGGAGCCGGAGGAGGCCUUGGAAGAGGAGACCACAGCUGGCAUGGCUCCCUGGGGCAACUUCAGCUUCGACCCAGGUCAUCUUCAACGCCCUCCCUCGUCAGAUCUACCGCGGGAAGCUUCCGUCCGCCCGUUCUGGCCUUAUCGGAAUCCUCAGCCAUUGGGAGCCCCGGUGCUGGCUUCGGCCAGUGCUCACUGGGGAGGUUUUGCAGUACAGUUCGCUGGACACGCAGACUCCCCAGAUGAGGAAGAGCGCGAGGACCCCGGAAACGACAAGACUUAG
Molecule: messenger RNA, 2034 nt
Organism: Symbiodinium sp. CCMP2592
Lineage: Eukaryota; Dinophyceae; Suessiales; Symbiodiniaceae
Source: the annotation of a GenBank genome assembly